Messenger RNA from Melozone crissalis (California towhee), 1059 nucleotides. RefSeq names its product serine protease inhibitor Kazal-type 5-like. The transcript has 9 exons. The coding region runs from base 1 to 600 and encodes 199 amino acids. The record is from RefSeq and is a predicted model, not a curated record. Gene Ontology annotation, molecular function: protein binding. Lineage: Eukaryota; Metazoa; Chordata; Aves; Passeriformes; Passerellidae.
AUGGCUGCUGAAGCCAGUUUUAUUGGCAUUGGCAUCUCGUCUGCUGCCUCUGACCCGCUGCCCAGGGACGAGUGUCGGGAGUUUCGGGAUCUGUUCAAGAGAGGGAAACUCACCUGCACCAGGGAGAACGACCCUGUCCGGGAUGCCUCUGGGAAGCAGCACAGCAAUAAGUGCAUCAUGUGUGCAGAGAAGUUCAAAAGGGAGAAUGAGCAGAAGUUAUCUAAAAACAGACAAGGAAAAGAUAAGGAUGACUGCAGCGAGUUCCGCUCCCAGUUUGAAGCCGGCGGCCGCCUGUCCUGCACCAGGGAGAACGCCCCUGUCCGGGAUGCCUCUGGCAGGCAGCACACCAACAAAUGCCUCAUGUGUGCUGAGAGGUUCAAAAAGGAAGCUCAAAGAGGGGGUGGAACUCUCCAGCGCAACAAACUGCCUGCUUCAGAGAGGACAAAGCAGAAGAACUGUGGUGGCUCAAGGCAGGGUGUAAAUGAGAGGCGUCCCUUCUCCUCGGGCAGAGGCCCUCAAGUGCAGCGUGGCAGGAACUGCAACCGGCCACCAGGCCGCAAGUCCCAGAGCAGAGACAGCCACGAGGACCCCACGGAGUAAUGGAGUUCAGACUGCCAGCAAACACCAGGGAUCAGCUGUGACCAAAGAGCAAGUAAAGGAAGCGUCGAUGUCGAGCAUCAGGGGAGCUGCUGAGCCCCCAGGACUGCCAGAGCUGCCUCCAUCCCCUUCUGCAGCACAGGGGGCCUGAGCUGCCUCCAUCCCCUUCUGCAGCACACGGGGCCUGUCCUUGCUCAGGUGGAGGGCAGGAGGCUGUGGGGACUCGGUGGUGCCUCCCAGGUGUGCCCCGUGCGUGUGCUGCCGUCCCUGCCGCCUCGCUGUGUCUAAACGUGCUUCUCCAAUAAACAUAACUCCUCAGCUUCAUGUCACUGUUCUUCACUCAGCCUCAGGGGGGGACACACCACUCCCUGCUCUGGCUUUGCACCACGUGCUCCUUAGGCAAUGAGCACCCUGAGGUGCAGCAGCUGCUGUAAAUACCUGGCGAAGAUGUUGGACCCAAGG